This is a messenger RNA of Arachis ipaensis, 1182 nucleotides long. Lineage: Eukaryota; Viridiplantae; Streptophyta; Magnoliopsida; Fabales; Fabaceae. The record is from RefSeq and is a predicted model, not a curated record.
GUUACUAUUAUUUUUAUUCAGUUUAUAGUGAAUUUGCUGCAAUUGUGCAAUUUUCUUUUUGUUAGAUCUCUAUAGAAUCAAGGGUAUGAGUUCCUAUAAAUAAUGGUAGAAAUGUCUGGCUAAUAUAAUGGAUGUCCUCUAUCUGUUUGUAUUUUUGCCUGCAUAACUAGGUGGGAUUCUUCUUCUUCUUCUUCUUCUUCAGCCAAAUCUGUCGCUUCUUCUUUGUUUUCUGCAUAAAUAGACAAAAAUGAAUGCUGAAUUAUUGCUCGAUCUGCCAGCUCUGUUGAUUUUGUUUGUUGUUGAGGUUAAAAUGUAAAAUUGAAAUCUGAUGAGUCUCCUUCUUCUCCUUUGAUGUGAACUUCUUCUCUUUGCUGAAUUGUUGCUGAGUAGUGAAAAUUCUGCGUUUGAUUUGGCCUGAAUCUAGAAAAUUGGAGGCUCCUGGAGUCGUUGAUGAUCAUUGAUUUGGCUGUGGUUACUGUUCUAAGGUCGUAUAAUGAGACUGAAAUUAUCACAAUUGCAGGUGAUGAUGUUAUUGUUAAAUAAGCAUUGGAUGCAGCUGAUGAGUUUCAACAGGGACGAAUUCUAUUACCGGCCCACAGAGCCGUUAGGAUGGUGGGCCGGCGACAUUAUAUUGGGCGGAAGGGAUGAGCUCGGCGGUGGCACAUGGUUGGGCUCCACCAGAGAUGGAACGGUGGCUUUCCUCACCAAUUUUAGGGAAGUUGAAAGCCUUCUGGAACCCAAGACCAGGGGAGACUUGACCAUCCGAUUCCUUCAGAGUAAGAAGAGUCCUCAGGAGUUUGCAGAGAAAAUUGUUGAAGAGGCACAUGUAUAUAAUGGCUUCAAUCUAGUUUGUAUUGAUAUUUGCAGCUUCAAUCUAGGCUGCUCAGAAAGGUAUAAUGAGUGUAUGGGACAAAGCUGAUAUCAUAAAGUGUAUAGGACUCAAUUGGAGGAUUAGUCUUAGCAUGAGUGAUCCAGAUCUUGUUCCACUUCUUAUCCAGGUUCUUUAAUCCAUUUUCUUUCACUUUAUUUUUAUUCUUUUUAAUUAUAUUAAUUAUAGACCAAGCUUAGCUGGUAAGGAUGACCAGGGGGUAAAACGCAUGAACCUGAUUGCUCGUGCUGCUGAGUCAAUUGCUGAUGGGGAUCUAGUGAAUGUACAGAUUCGAAGAUAUCGACAGUGGGGAU